Molecule: messenger RNA, 600 nt
Organism: Rotaria sp. Silwood1
Lineage: Eukaryota; Metazoa; Rotifera; Eurotatoria; Philodinida; Philodinidae
Source: the annotation of a GenBank genome assembly
AUGGAUAUCGAACAAGCACAUAUAAGAUAUCCAUUAAGACGACGUCGUCUUCUAUUUAGUAAAGCAAAAUUGAAAGCUGUUUCACGUACAAGUGCUCUUCUAUCCGGAUUUGCUAUGGUUGCGAUGGUUGAGAUAUCAUUAGAUGAUCACAAAAAUUCUAAAGCAUCAGCACCAUUAUUAGUCGUCUAUUCAAUUGUAACAUGUCUUCUUGUUGGUGUACAUCUAUUAGCAUUAAUGAUUAGUACAUGUAUAUUACCACAAUUAGAAGCUGAUAGUUUAGUUGGUUAUGAUGAAUAUGCAUCACAUACAACAAUGCAUAUUUAUAUUGAAUUAGCUUGGAUAUUAAGUACUGGAUUUGGUAUAUUUUUAUUUCUUGUUGAAAUAGCACUUGUAUGUUGGGUUAAAUUUUUCUUUGUAACACGUCCAGCUGCUAUAGCAACAACAAUUGUUAUUGUACCAGUUAUAAUAUUAUUUUGUAUAUUUUCAUUACAUUUUUAUCGACGUCUUGUUUCAUUUAAACUAAGUCGUCAUCAAGAUGAAUUAAAUGAAAUUGAAAAUACAUUGACAACUGGAAGACUUGCGCAAGCGAAUAUUGUUUAA